AUGAACCGCAAUGAAAAGUCAGCCAAGGAAAAGCAGUUGGCAAAUCAAUCCAUGGGACGUACAUUGAAGAAUCUGGCACGUAUUUUUGGCAUCAUUCGAGUACCGGCGAUUGCACAGUUUCUUGUCUUUUUUGUGUCGCUCUCAGUGUUUCCAGGUUUUGGCUGCGCAGCGUCGCGGAAUCUGUACCCACCAUUUAACGACGAAGCCCAUGACCUCACGGCUACAUGGUACUGUUCCCCGGGUAUCAUUGGUAGCUACAAUUACGGCGAUUUCAUUGGUCGUAUUUUGUGUACGACGACAGUGUACCGCGUCGUGACGAUGGGAUGGGCACUACGAUUAUCAUUGCUCCGCAUUGCCUUCAUUCCGCUGCUACUUAUCGGCGUGGCUGGCACGUCAUUUUACGCGUUUCCAUUCGGUAGCAUGGGUGCGUUGGCCUUCAAUAUUGUCAUCAACUUGUUCAUUGGCAUAUCUACAGGUUUGCUUUCGACUGUUACAAUGGGCGUAGCGCCUCGAAUGUUAAAGCCUGAGGAUCGCGAAUCGGGCGGAGCCGUCAUGGUAUUUUUCCUCUUUCUAGGGAUCGCCACGGGCUCCACGUUUGGUUUCCUCAUCAGUGAUAACGGGUGGCUUGGUCUGUAG
Messenger RNA from Peronospora belbahrii, 636 nucleotides. Lineage: Eukaryota; Oomycota; Peronosporomycetes; Peronosporales; Peronosporaceae. The record is from the annotation of a GenBank genome assembly.